CACGCACACAAGUCGUAGAGCCUGAUUGCUUUCAACUUUGAUCAACCAUCGCUUAAAUUGGUGUCAACUGAAAUUUCAAUUUCUCUUGCAUAUCAUUACCUGUUACAAUGACAUUGUUGGAAAUGCUUUUCGUCAGCAUCGUGAUUUCGGUAGCCGUUAUCAAGGCCGACUGUUCACUGACGGGUAAAGUGAAAGAAUUCAAUUUUGAGGUUGAAAUACCAAACACCGAAUUAAAAGCUCAAGUUCAGCAAAUCCUUGACGCAACUAAUGAAAUAAACAAAAAGUUGGACGAUGUCAAAUCGUGUACAUGCACUCGAUUCCAAGGGGCAGUAUUUCAUGUUGCCAAUGGCAGAUACACGUACAAUUUUGAAGACGCGAAGAAGGCAUGUAAAGACCAUGGCGCCCAGAUCGCUACCUUGGCUCAACUCCAAGCUGCGUGGUCAGCUGGACUGGACGUCUGUAAGGCUGGAUGGCUCGCAGAUGGCAGCGUUAGAUAUCCGAUUCGGAUGCCCCGCACAGGAUGCGGUCAUACCACUCCUGCUGGUGUCCGCAGUUGGGGUUACAAACCAAAAACUAAAAAGUCUGCUGAUGCCUAUUGUUAUAAAGCUUAACAAUAGGCUUAAAUAUUAUUUAGGUCUAACACAUUCGUAUCCAUAUCAUUAAUAUAAGUAGACCUAUGUUAUUUAGGUACGUCUAUAUGCAUAUAACAUUAAUUUGUUGUUAGUGUAUAGUCCUAGUAUUAUGCGCUAUACAAGUCUACAAUCAUUACUAUUACCAUUAAAUUUGAGACAUUAA
Messenger RNA from Anneissia japonica, 795 nucleotides. Its product is annotated as hyaluronan and proteoglycan link protein 1-like. Gene Ontology annotation, molecular function: hyaluronic acid binding; transmembrane signaling receptor activity. The transcript has 3 exons. The record is from RefSeq and is a predicted model, not a curated record. Lineage: Eukaryota; Metazoa; Echinodermata; Crinoidea; Comatulida; Comatulidae. Gene Ontology annotation, biological process: cell adhesion. Gene Ontology annotation, cellular component: plasma membrane. The coding region runs from base 108 to 611 and encodes 167 amino acids.